Molecule: messenger RNA, 12887 nt
Organism: Peromyscus californicus insignis
Lineage: Eukaryota; Metazoa; Chordata; Mammalia; Rodentia; Cricetidae
Gene: Fmn1
Product: formin 1
Exons: 19
Coding region: 1522-5826 (1434 amino acids)
Biological process (GO): actin nucleation
Cellular component (GO): actin filament; nucleus; cytoplasm
Molecular function (GO): microtubule binding
Source: RefSeq, a predicted model, not a curated record
AUGCAAUUAUGAAAAAGGCAAGGCCUGUGAUGACUUCUUAUCUCCUCUGGGCAUCUUCUCCUUGUACCCUGAUGACCCUUUGAUUAAGGGAAGAAGAAAAUGACAGUAUAUGUGAAUAUGUACUCCACCUAUAAAAGUCCUGUCUCUUAGAAAAUAGGCUUUCCAAACAAGCAGACAUAUUUUUAUUUGAAAUUAUGUAAUCUUUGAAUCCUCCUGACACUUCUGUCUUGACCAGGUGACCCCACCACCCACCCACUCACAUACACCUGCCAUUUCAUGUCAUCACUUGGCUCCAUAUGUUUUCCUUAAGGAGUUUGCAUUACAAAUUCUUCCUCUUUUCGGAACUCAAAAUAUACCUUUAUAUAACUUUUUUUUCUAGUUUAAAACCAGUUAAGAAAAAAUAAAAUACUUGGGGAAAGUAAUUUACAAACUACAUCAGUGGUUAAAUGAUUGUUAUUUUUUUAUUCCUGGGGGAUGUCCUUUAAGUGAGGACAACUUGAAGACUGGGUGGUAUAUUACCUUCAUAAAUGAAGUGUUAUAGUAUAGCAUUCUAGGCUCCAUAAUUGUAUGUGGAGGUAUUAGUUAUGAAGACAAUUUUGAGGACCUCCCCCACCAAAUCACAUAAAGCAGAGGCCACCUUCACCACUCUCGUGGCAUUUCUAACCACUUUUAUGAUCAAGUCAUUGAAAAUCCCUAAGGACCAACAGUAUUUUUCUUUGCUAUUGCACUUGUCUUCAAAUAGUCAACAGGUAGAUAGGGAAGACAUUAUUAAAUAAAAAUCAAGCUGGACAUGGCAGUGCACACAUCUGAUCUCAGCAUUUGGCUGACAGAGGGAGGAGGACCAUCACAAGUUCAAGUUCAGCCCAGUCUACAUAGCACAUUCAGGCCAGCCAAGGCUACAUGGCAAUACCUAUCUCAAAACAAAUCCAAACUUGAUUAAGCCUCUACAAUUACUUAAUUUUAAACAUUUAAAUCUAAAACGUCAUAUAUUUUGUACAAAGCUUUUUGAUAGAACACUGCCAGGAGGUCAAGCAGGCCUGAAACGUCAUCUCUCAUCAGAUUCUGCUCUGAUACUUCGACCUCACACUGUGCUUCAAUGUAAGAGAACCUUAGAAUGUUUUUUAUGAUAACAAAAGCUUCUCAUCUUUGAAAAUAACAUUCCAAACAUGAGUCAUUAAAACAAUGAUUGUUUCUAAGGUUCUCAAAGUCCUAUUUUCCCAGAAUUCCUGGAAGGUUCACAGCUAUUCUACAGAAGAAUAGAAAUUGUGGUCUGAAGAAAGUAGACAGACUGGCUGUAGGCUGUACAGUGGAUUCCCAAGUGAAGAAAGGGGACCUGCUGUCCUGUGACUGAAGUGAGAGCUCUUCCCAUCACUUAGCUAUAGAAAAGCCUCCUGGUCAAGGCAGCCUCAUUGCCGGAGAGGACUGUCAGCUGCCUGCUCUGUCUAGUCACCAUCACAUGCCUUCCCACUGGAGCUGACCACAGACCAGCAUCUCCACAGCAUGAAUAAUUAGGUAGGCAUAAUGGAAGGCACUCACUGCACCCUCCAGUUGCAUAGCCCCAUCACUGAACUCUGCUAUAUCAGCUUCUAUCUUCCAAAGGGGGAAGUCAGAGGAUUUUCAUACAAGGGCACUGUAACUCUAGACAGAUCCAAUAACGCUUUUCAUAACUGCUACCAAGUCAGGGAGGGGCCAGACAUCACCGGCCUCAGCCAGCAGCCAAACGAACAUCCCGGCGACAUAUUUUUCAAACAGACUCCCACAAAAGACAUUCUGACAGAGCUAUACAAGCUCACAGCUGAGAGGGAGAAGCUGCUGGACAGUCUGCUGAGGUCAGACCACAUCCUGGGAAUUUCAGUGGGGAACCAGGAAGGGAGGUUGCAGGAGCUGUCAGUGAGCCGUGUGCCUGAGGAAGACUGCUUCCAGAGUGCUGGCAAUUGGAGCAGAGAGCUCGCUGUGAACUCGCUCAUUAGGGGGAGCACCCAGGGGAGCACAAAGCCCCGGAGGUCUGGCAGGAGGAGAGAGAGCCCUGAGGAGCUCCGGCUGAAGAGAACCAGGAGGAAAGGGCGUGGCCGCCAGGAAUCAGCUCUUCAGAUGGGGAAGGACCAGGUCUGUUCCAGUAGCUCCCUUCCUCCUUCCCGGGUUAGGCCUAAUCUUCAGCUCCUAGAAGAAAGAGGAAACUUAGUUCCCCAGGGAACACUUACCUCUUCCCCACGGAGGAGAGAGAGCUGCCCUGCCAACAUCCUCAGGACACCAGAUGCAGACCUGGGCUUCCGGAGCUCUGGGAGGACCUCAGAGGACACUGAUCUUGAAGGACCUCUGUCUCCAGACAGCAGCCCCACCGAGGUAGGAGAUGCUGGCAUAGGAAGGCAGCUCAAGAGUUCUCAGGAGCAGGAACCUCCAAGUUUGUCCGAAAGUCCUGAGAAACAUCCAGGGGCAGAGAGGGGCGGGACUCGGAAGUCAAAGUCACUGGAAAGGACUUGCAGGAAGAAACCUGUUUCCACAGUGGUGGCCAAGGUCCAGGAGCUUUCUGCUCAAGUUCAAAGGGUAGUUAGGGCUCAUCCCGAUGGUGAGGAAAGGGUUGCCUUUUGCUCAGAGACCCAUACUGAGUUCAUCCCAAGAGCUGACUUCCUCGUCCUCUCAGGAGCUAAAGAUGAGACUCAAAGUUCCAGGAGCCUGGGGGAGGAGCAGCAAGGGGUCAAGUCAUUGCAACCCUCAGCCACAGAACGAGCCUCCAUUCCCAGUGAACCAGCCAGCACCGAGGGGGCUGUGAACAAGGUUCUCCGGAAGGUGAUAGAGAGUGAGAAGUUAGAUGAAGCCACUGAGGGGAAAAGACUAGGCUUCUCCCUCAAUGCAAGGGCCACCCACACUCUCCCAGAAACUAGAAGCCAAAGGAAGGCUGGGCUACCCAAGAGUGGCCAUAAAUUCUUGCUUCUGGAUCUGCCCCACACUGUAGGUCCUGACUCCCCACAACCUAAAUGUGAUGAGAGGAAGCCAGCCCCCCAAACACCAACAGCUCGCGGCAUGGUAUUUAAUAAUUCAUCGCCUCAGUCCAGCGCACACAAACGUCUGUCACCUGUUCCCUCGCCUCUGUCUCCAAGGUGCCCCAGCCCUCAGCAACACCACAGGAUCCUCCUGCUCCCUCCACUGCCUAGUGAAGGGGAAGCUGCUUUUAAUGAGUGCCCUGGUAGGAAGAACGGUGUCUCCUCCGGGUUCCCCUCCGCUGUCACCUUGGAGCCAUCAUCUUCUACAAAGGUCACGGAGACCAAAGGAGGCAGCCCGACUUCCCUCAGAGCAAGCCAAACUUGGCUGGUAUCUGAGGAACCUUCAGAAAAAAGCUUGAGGCCAGAGAAGAUCACAGCUCCAUCCCAGCACCAGCCACCACCAGGUGUCACCUCUGAAGGCUUUCCCUGUGACAGCAUCAAUGAGCAGACAGCUAAAGACCUUCCCAAUAAGGAUGGAGGUGCUUGGGUCCUGGGUUACAGAGCUGGACCACCCUGUCCAUUUCUGCUCCAUGAAGAAAGAGAAAAGUCAAGCAGAAGCGAAUUGUACUUGGAUCUCAAUCCGGACCAGAGCCCCACAGAGCAGGAUGACAGGACUCCUGGCAGACUCCAAGCUGUCUGGCCACCCCCAAAGACAAAAGACACAGAAGAAAAAGUGGGACUGAAGUACACUGAAGCAGAAUACCAGGCUGCUAUCUUACAUCUGAAGAGGGAGCACAAAGAAGAAAUCGAAAACCUGCAGGCUCAAUUUGAACUUAAGACAUUUCACAUCCGGGGUGAGCAUGCAUUAAUAACAGCAAGACUUGAAGAAACUAUUGAAAAUCUCAAGCAACAGUUAGACCACCGCUGGGGAGGAGGAUGUGAAGAGAUGAGAGACGUAUGCAUCUCUACUGAUGACGACUGCCCCCCAAAGGCCUUCAGAAAUGUGUGCAUCCAGACAGACAGAGAGACGUUCCUCAAGCCCUGUGAAGGUGAAAGCAAGACAACCAGAAGCAACCAGAUAGUACCCAAGAAGUUGAAUAUCUCGUUAACCCAACUCUCUCCCACAAAAGACAGUAAAGACAUCCACGUACCACUUCAGACAGGGGAAGGCAUCUCAUCCAGUCAACAGAAGAUAUCACCUCCACCUCCCACACCUCCCCUUCCUCCCCCUCUCAUUCCUCCCCCUCCGCCUCUCCCCACUGGACUUGGACCUUUGCCACCAGCACCACCCAUAUCACCUGUGAGUGCUGGGCCACCACCACCACCUCCUCCACCUCCUCCACCACCUCCCCUGCCUCCAAGUGCUGGACCUCCCCCACCUCCUCCCCCACCACCACUUCCUAAUGUCCUGGCUCCUCCUAACAGCGGAGGGCUUCCUCCUCCUCCUCCUCCUCCUCCUCCUCCUCCUCCUCCUCCUCCCCCUCCCCCCCCAGGACUUGCACCUCCACCUCCUCCUGGACUAUCCUUUGGACUCAGCUCUUCUUCUAGUCAGUGUCCUCGUAAACCAGCCAUUGAACCCAGUUGUCCCAUGAAGCCUUUGUAUUGGACUAGAAUACAAAUAAGUGAUAAGAGCCAAGAUGCCACACCAACUUUAUGGGACUCCUUAGAAGAACCUCAUAUUAAGGACACCAGUGAAUUUGAAUAUUUAUUCUCCAAAGACACAACUCAACAGAAGAAAAAACCCCUGUCAGAGACCUACGAGAAGAAGAACAAAGUCAAAAAGAUCAUCAAGUUAUUGGACGGAAAACGAUCUCAAACUGUGGGAAUCUUGAUAUCUAGUUUACAUUUGGAAAUGAAGGAUAUCCAACAGGCCAUAUUUAACGUGGAUGACUCUGUGGUUGACCUGGAGACCCUGGCAGCCUUAUAUGAAAAUCGAGCCCAAGAAGAUGAACUGACUAAAAUAAGAAAGUACUACGAGACAUCAAAAGAAGAAGACUUGAAGCUGCUGGACAAACCUGAACAAUUUCUGCAUGAGUUAGCCCAGAUUCCCAAUUUUGCUGAGCGUGCCCAAUGCAUAAUCUUCAGGGCUGUGUUUUCUGAGAGUGUUACUUCCCUACACAGAAAAGUAGAGAUUGUCACACGAGCCUCAAAGGGCUUGCUGCACAUGAAGAGUGUAAAGGACAUCUUAGCUCUCAUUCUGGCUUUUGGAAAUUAUAUGAACGGAGGAAAUAGGACUCGAGGGCAAGCAGAUGGAUAUGGUUUAGAAAUCCUACCCAAACUCAAAGACGUCAAAAGUCGGGACAAUGGGAUGAACCUGGUGGACUAUGUCGUCAAGUAUUAUCUGCGGUACUAUGAUCAGGAAGCUGGAACAGACAAGAGUGUUUUCCCACUACCUGAACCACAAGAUUUCUUUCUGGCCUCCCAAGUCAAGUUUGAAGACCUCAUAAAAGAUUUGAGAAAACUGAAGCGACAGCUAGAAGCAAGUGAGCAACAGAUGAAGUUGGUGUGCAAGGAGUCCCCAAAGGAGUAUCUGCAGCCUUUCAAGGACAAGUUGGAGGACUUCUUCCAGAAAGCCAAAAAAGAGCAUAAAAUGGAAGAAAUGCACUUGGAGAAUGCACAGAAAAGUUUUGAAACAACGGUGGGAUAUUUUGGAAUGAAGCCAAAGACUGGAGAGAAGGAGAUCACCCCAAGCUAUGUGUUUAUGGUGUGGUUUGAGUUCUGCAGCGACUUCAAGACCAUUUGGAAACGGGAGAGUAAGAACUUAUCUAAAGAGAGAUUAAAAAUGGCUCAGGCAUCUGUCAGCAAACUGACAUCAGAGAAGAAAGUGGAGACGAAGAAAAUUAAUCCCACUGCUAGUCUGAAAGAAAGACUGCGUCAGAAGGAAGCCAGUGUGGCCACCAGCUAACACGGAAACAGAAGGAAAUUCCAGGGCAAGAGGAGGCCACCCAGUGCUCCUUUAGACCCAAGUGCCAAGGGGGUUCCUGACAGAUCUGUUACAGAACAUCUGCUUUGCUUAUCUCCUUCUGAGGUCCUCUGUAGGAAGUACCUGUGCCUUCCUUGAGAAGUCCCUUGUUAAUCCACAGGAACAAUGCGAUGCUAUGUAUGGGAAUGUUACAGGAAUAUUUGAUAGUUGUUUCUUAUGGAAGUCCAAAGUCCAUCCUAUAAAAGAAUCAGAAGAUGUACCAAAAUGUUUCACAUUUUACUUUAUGCUGAAAUGCUAAGCUUUCCAAUGUAUAGCCAUCAUGGAAAAAGAGGUACAUCUUUUAUAGUGUUUGCCUUGAGAGAACUCAAGCCUUGUUCCUCACACACUAAUUUUUUUUAUUGGUCUUAAUCUUGAUCCGGUUGUACCAAGAUCCUAUGGAUGUUGAAACUUAUCAGAACAAAAUGUUGAAACUUAUCAGAAUUGGUUUUGAAGAGGUUUAACACUGUGUGUCUCCCAGACUAGGGAAAUGAUGUUUUAUGGUGACAAUGAUGAUAUAAUGAAAAGGAAAAAAAUAAAAUUUCACAUGGGUGGAGAGAGAGAAUGAUAACCAAAAACCUUAUUCUGGAGACUAAGUUGUGAUGCUGGGAGUGAACAUUAGACAUUGAGAGAGGACCACUCAGUUAACAUGGCUUCCUGACCAGUAAGUAAGAGAUUCUGUACCAACUUCUAAUAGAAACAGGGGGGCAGGGACAGACUUGGAUUGCAUGCUCCCUUGGACAAGGGACUGUGUGGCUUCAGAUCCAUUGUGGACAGUGAAUGAAUGUUGUAUAGACUUGCAGAUGAGGUCUACAUUGUAUUCCACCAUUCCCAGCAGUUUCCAGGAGAGCAAAUGUUACUGGCUACCUUUUAUCAUGGCUUUGACUCAUAAGCAUAUGAAGAAUGGUAGCCAGGGACCGUUUGCUGUCCUGAAACUUAUGAUCAGAGAAAAGUUCUUUACAGUGAAGUGAAAGCAAAGUGGUUGUGUUAGUAUUACCCUCUGAAUGGACUGUCAGGACAGGUUGUAUUUUCUAACUCUGGCCCUUAAAUCACGGAGAAAAGCCACCUGGGACCUUUUGCCUACAUUUUUCUCCCUAAGCCACCACUGUUUGAACUUCCCUGGUGAGAAAACAAGAAAAAGGACUGGGCAUGAACUGAGGAUUAUAUUGAAGACUGUGUUUUGACGCCUUGAUGUAAUGAAGGAAUGUGCUUCUUCUCUACUUGGUGGAGACAGUCUAGAGUUACUCAGAGUCUUGCAUCCCCUGCUGAUCUGGCUACCUCUGGCUGCCACAUGGGGCCUGCCUCUUGCCUCAGCAACUUUCUAGAACCUUUGAACUUGCCAGAUACCUUAAGUGUCUUCCUGGAAAUCUGCCUGCCAGUCAUCAGCCCCCGACUCAGGGACACUCCGAUACUAGAUGCAAGCUAAUGAAAGCAGAACCGUAGCCAGAUAAAGUGCAGACCUCGUGAAGCAAGGGUCGCUGGCAUCCGCUGAGUCACAGAUGCCAUUCCCAUGCCGGUGCUACUUGUCUUUCAGUGGCCCAAAGGAAGGAGCAUGGUCACUUGGUUUAUUUUAAUCAAAAUGAAAGGGUGAGAUAAAAUAGACAAUCAAAUAAGAAACUUAACAUGACUAGAAUGCCUUGGUGUCACUGUUCUUUACCUGUUGCUUUUUGUAUAUUGUUUCCUUUAUUUUCACUGUAACUAUGAAGAAGAGCAAAGAACUUAACCAACAAGGCAAAUUCCACUUGUAGACAUCCUGUUCUCCCUGGUGUCCUUGUUAGUAUUGAAGUGCAAAAGAAAAAUGCAAUUUUGUCUGUACCCCAGGAGUCAUCUCAGCAUUCUGUGAGGUCUACAUAAGCCUAGAGCCUUAUGGAUCCUGUGGAUGGGAUGAGUGGGAACAGGAAGUUUUCAGUGGGGUUGAUGCCGCCUCAGGUCUCUAAGUAAGAUGUUCAUGAGUCAUCACAGGUGGCACUGUCUCUCUGUCCUUCAAGAACACAGCAGAUCUUACAGGCUGUUGAGAACUAAACCAUACUGUUGGGGGUUGAGGACAACUUUUUGUUUUCUAAUAUCCUAACUCUAUUUUGUAGUACAUAUCCCCCAUUUAAAAAGUCAAAGAUAAAACCAGUUGGGGUAAGGAUGAUGCAGAGAUGGCUCAGUAGUUGAGAGCACAUACUGUUCUUGUAGAUGGCCUGGGUUUAGAUUCCAUUGCCUUUGUUGGGUGACUCACAAUCACAAUAACUAUCUUGAGGAAUCUGACAUUCUCUUCUGUCCUCCAUGGACAGAAUACACACAGAGACAUACACAUACCCAUACAUAGACCUACAUAUAUGCGCAUAAUUAAAAUAUAAAAAUAAAUCUUAAAAAGCAAGUGGGGACAUGAUACAGCAAGAUAAGUGAAUAAAAAUAAAAAAGUAUACCUUUUCCCAGAUAUUUCAUUUUACAAAGUAGUUUAAAUUGUGUUAAAAAUCACUAGUGAGGAGUAUGUUUUUCCUUGAUUUUCAUUUUUGUUUUAUUUUACCUGCACUUAUCAAAGAAAAAUAAUACUAAAAGAUGAUAGGAAACAUAUGCUUCCAUAGAGUUAGUAAUCUACAAAUAAGUUUAAUUAUUGAACCACAAAAACAGGGGCAUACUAUGAAAUCCAAAGUUGUGGCAGUCCUAACUAAGCAUGUAUGAAAUUGAAUGGUUGUGAUGGCUGGUGGGAGGCAGCAAAAUUGCUAACCAUCUGCCUAAGGCUGCAGCUUAUGGUGGCUAUUUUUACUAUGGAUUUGAAAGAGUCUAGGAUUGCCUUGAGAAACCUAUUCUUGAAAAAGCUAUGUAGAGAAAGGCAUGGCAUUCUAGAGUGGGAUGUGUCUACGUCCUUCCUCUGAAUUCUCUUAAGGGGAAUUUAUAACUGAGUGGGAUGUCAGAAGACCACGAAUACUACAAUUCAUAGUUUAGCUAUUCCGGCUUGAAGGACCUGCAGCUAAGUAGAGUAACCUGGAUAAGGCAAUGAACUGUCACCCAUGUCAGCUGCUUCAUCUGCAUAAGGUAAUCUGCAACGCCGGUGGACCAAGUCUCUUUCCAAACUGAUAGGAUUGUAAAGAAAAAAAAAUACCUCUCACAAAAGGCAGAUAAUAUCAAAUAUUAUGAUUUGUCAUCCAGCUAUAGAAAGCUGCUUAGACCGAUCCAGAAUUGACUUAAAGAAAAGCACCCCCCAAAACUCAACUCAGUAGCUCUUCCCCUUUUAGACUUACACAAGCGUUCCUAAUGCUGGUGACAGUUGGAUCCGGGCACAGCCAGGCUCGGUUAUGCAGCUGUGUGUGACCAAGAGGCACACUUUGUGUCAUUCCUGCUUCCCUGUCAGCUGUAGGAGCCCUCAUUAUGAAUCUCACCAUUCUCCACUCCCCUCCACAAGGAUGGGCAAUCGACCAAACUGCUUCAAGAUAACACUUUGCAGGGAAAUGGGGGAUGUAAAAGAGUUUCAUCACAUUUCACACGAAGCCAGUUCAGUAGCCUUGUUUGUUCCAAUGCAAUGCCUUGUAUCACAUUUGGGGGAAUUUGAAUACUUAACAACUUACUUGGAUACAUGGGGACAUUAAAAUGGUGGCUCACUGACUGUGUCUCAUGAGCUCCAUAUACUACAUACCUCAUACUACAAACUCCAUCUGUCCUCAGAUAAUUUUCUGGUUUUUAGUCUCAUAUAUACAAGGAAUCCCCUGGAGGCUGAUCCAACUGCUUCCAUGGUUCCAUGGUAUUUUUCAUGGUUCCUAUGCAACAUGACAGCCCUGGGCUGUCAAAACACAAAUGAGUCAGUAGGCUCAGGCAGAAAUGAACAUCCCAAGGAUUUGACAGGGGAUAAGCAGGCUCUACCACAUUAGGGUUGUCACCUAGGCUGAGUGUUACCCUAGGAAUGUCUUGUGCUCUCCACCUCUGAUGCUGUAAAAAUAUCUUGGAGAGAAUGUUCAUCCCAUAAAUAGUGUGAGUUUCCAGUGAGUUAUACUUAUAUCAAGUAAGAAAUCCAGUGUAUAUCAGGAGCUCUUUGCCAAAGUCAUACCUGCUCCCCUCCACUGUUCUCUUCAAGGGUUUUCUUUAACUUCCAUCUUAUAAAAGCAAGGUAUUUUUAAUUGUUCACCUAAGUUGGCUUCCUAACUUCAUAUUUCUCAAACAAAAGCCCAGCCCUGUAGACCACUGAGCAUCCAGGAAGGUUACUUUGCUUCCUCAUAGCAUGGCUGAUAGAUGUUCAGAAAUGAACAAUUCUGGGAAUCCAUGGGAUGGAUUUUCAUUCUAGUCUAUAACUAUAAGGUGUGAAAGGGAGCAUCCAGCAUGCACAAAAUGUUCUGCUCUUCCACUGAAAGGCCAAAAAACAUUUAGAAUACUUAUACUGUAGGUAUGCUUUAUGAACUACAAAUAUCUUUUUUUCCUCUUUUUAAGAAGGAUAUACUUAUUUUUAUUUUACGUGUAUGAACAUUUGUCUACAUGUAUGUAUGUGUACCACCUGUGUGCCUGGUGCUUGAAGAAGCUGCAGAGGAGGCUGUGAGAUCCCCUGAAACUGGAGUUACAGAUAAUUGUGAGCCACUGUGUAGAGGCCAGAAACUGAAUCUGGAUCCUCUGCAAGAGCAGCAAGUGCUGUUAACCAUUUCUCCAGCCCCUUUUCCCUAUCAAUUCUCUCUAGGUAUAAGCUAAGUUUUUCAUAUCUGACCAUCAGUCUCGCUAGUGGUUCUGCACAGAGCUUGGAAGGCACUCACUGCUCUUGGAAACAAAUCUAUGAACAAAGAAGAAACUCUUGAGAUGAUCCUGUCUGCAGUGAUUUAAAUAGGAUUUGUGGGGUCCACCAAAGGAACAGGUUUCUUCUAAAAUCAUUAAUUUUAUAAUUCUACUGUUUUAUAACUUCCUGAGACAUAAAUACUAUGACCGUACUGUCCUACUGACUACUGAGUGUUUAAUUGGAGGAUAUGUGAUUUAAGGAAAAAGGAUUUCCCUUUGAGAAAACUAUCUAAGAUCCUCUCUGAAAGGCAGAAAGUUUACAAAUUAGACACUGGAUAAUUUUUAAGAACCUUUAGUGGAAGCAUGUCAUCAAUUUAUCACAGUCUUUUCCCAUCUUUGAAUUAUAAUCCAGACAAGUGUGGGAAGCAGUCUCACUGGACUUUGAUUUAGGGAUCAUGUUUUUGCCUGGAAAAUAAGCAUUGGCCUGCAUGUCUAGAAACUCUCUGAAAUCAGUUAGCAUCCUAAUAGAAGUCAGAUGCUACAGAAAUGGAAGUCACUUUAACUCAUUUAUGGCUUGGCUUGGUUUGGUUUAAUUUUCUUAGCACCACCAGGGAUCAUGGAGGCUGCUUCCUAAGAGUCACAUGACCUUUGCAGUGUCUCCUUUUCACCUUCUGAGAUCUCAAGCAGCAUGGAUGACAGAGGAAAACCAGGAAACAGGAGAGAAGAACAACUGAGCAAAUCCAGUGCAGUAUUUUUGCACAGCCUUUGCCAUGAUAGUACCGGCGGCAGCUUUUUAAUAGAAAUUUGAGUCAUUUGUAUUAGACAAAUAGAAGUGUUCCAUGUUGUUAUAGCUCAAUGGCAGACUUUGUGCUGAAAAAGCAGGUACUCCAAUGAAACAGACCUGUGUUUAGCUGAGUAACUUCCACCUUCAGAUUCUUCUACGAGCAUGACUUGCCCAAGGACCUUUCUGUUUCCUCUAUGCCUGCUCACAAGCCAUAUCAGCAACUAGCAUCAUCUAGCUUUCCUCUAUCCCAUACUUCAUCUUUGGCCUCCACUUCCUUUACAUACCACAGCCCUUCUCUUCUGAAGGGAUCUUUGCAGCUUUCCCCUGGACCCAGCUACUCUCUACAUCUACAUCAUAGAUACUGAAUAUCCCUGAGCCCUCUCACACCCUGUGCUCCAGCAUUCAGUGUUUGGACAAGAGCACCACUGUCACCAAGGAGCCUGUGUGAGACACACUGCUGAGACUGCCUCUUGCUAAUGUCACCAUCACCUCAUCACUUAGGCAAAUAGGGGAAAAUCAUAAAAGAGGUGGAAAAUACAUUUCUUUUUUCAUUUUGUUCUACUUUAUUAAAAAGGUUGGGUGUUCUAGUUUUUGGUUUCUCGCAGAUUUCUUAAACUAUCUAAGUAGAGAACACUUUUGAUCCAUCACAGCAGAUCAUCAGCUAUUGCAAGGCUAAAUCUUGUACUCUCAGCUUCCUGCGCCGCUGGACAAAUUGACCUCUGUGCAAACAUUUUGUAUCAUAAGACUUCUUAUUGCCACUCCAUUCUUACUACUGCUCAUGACUCAAACAUCUACCACAAUCUGAAUUGAGAUGUUGACAUUUUGUGGUUAUGUUCGGAUUAACAGUAACUGUUAUGCUCUUAAAAGCACUCAUACAAAGUGUAAGCAUGUCCUGCAUAGUUGAUUAUUUUGCCAUGGUAAAAUCCAGCCUUUCUAUUCAAAUAUUAGGCUAAUCUGUAAGGUGUAACUUUAAGGAAUUUUAACCAAUAAAAUAAAGACAGCUUUAGAAAGGAGAAGGCACUUUAAAGACAUGAAACCUUAUAUUACAUGCUCUUGGAUGUUUUUAAGCAUAAUAAGCUAACUGGAUUUGGGUAUUUUUCCUUUAAGUUAAAAAUAAUAUGUAUUUCUAAUUGCAUAUUUAAUUUUGUCAACUAACACUGAGAAAUGUUCAUGAGUUGAAUCUGUAAAUGUAAUUUGCAACCAAAAGAAGUAUUUAUUUUUAAAAAGAAAAGGUGAGGUAACCGAUAUUGACUUGUACAUAAUGAAAAUAUGUGUGUAUAUAUAUUUUUUCCUUCUUGACACUACUUGAUCAUUAUAUCAAGUGUAUUUUUGUACAUAAUAUAUAUUGGUUAGAAAAAUUUAGAUUGUCUAUUGAAAGAAAUUCUAUCUCUGUGAUAGAUUAUAUUUAUCCUAAUCUAUUGAUAUUCUGUUGAUUUGUUUUAAGAGACAGAACACUAUUUUUUUGAAUUUCCAGAGAAUUGCAUUCACUGCACCACUUGUGAAUAUGUUAAGGGUAUUUUAAUAAAUCUUGGUUUCAUGUCCA